CUGUUUGGAGGAGCCGCUCAACGGUUCCGUCCUGCCCCGCGCCUAGGCCUGGGCCAACCCUCGCGCGCUUCCGGCGCGGAGACCCAGCAGCUUCCGGUCUUGCGCGCUCAGGCCGGGCAAUGUGCGCGCGUUGCUUUUGGGUCCUGAACCCCGGAAGAGACACUGCGCAGUACCCUCUUACGUGAGGCGGUGGCGGUGGUUCGGGAGUCGUCUGGUCUCCCCGCGGCCGUUCGCAGCUUGCUGGCCUCUCCCUCGCCUCACGUCGGACUGCGGCUCCGCGGCAGGGAAGCAGCAUGGAAGCUGAGGACCUCCAGGAGGAGUUGACCUGCCCCAUCUGCCUGGAGUAUUUCCAGGACCCGGUGUCCAUCGAGUGCGGCCACAACUUUUGCCGCGGCUGCCUGCACCGCAGUUGGGCGCCGGGCGGAGGCCCGUUCCCCUGCCCCGAAUGCCGGCACCCAUCGGCGCCCGCUGCGCUGCGACCCAACUGGGCCCUGGCCAGGCUGACGGAGAAGACGCGGCGCCGGCGCCUGGGCCCAGUGCCCCCGGGCCUUUGCAGCCGCCACUGGGAGCCGCUGCGGCUCUUCUGCGAGGACGACCAGCGACCCGUGUGCCUGGUAUGCAGGGAGUCCCAGGAGCACCAGACCCACGCCAUGGCGCCCAUCGACGAGGCCUUCGAGAGCUACCGGGAGAAACUUCUUAAGUCUCAGCGUAAUCUCGUGUCCAAAAUGAAGAAAGUCAUGCAUUUACAGGAUGUAGAAGUGAAGAACGCUACACAGUGGAAGGAUAAGAUAAAGAGUCAGCGAAUGAGAAUCAGCACAGAGUUUUCAAAGCUGCACAACUUCCUGGUUGAAGAAGAGGACCUGUUUCUUCAGAGACUGAACAAAGAAGAAGAAGAGUCAAAGAAGAAGCUGAAUGAGAACACGUUAAAACUCAAUCAAAUGAUCGCUUCAUUGAAGAAGCUCAUCUUAGAGGUGGGGGAGAAGAGCCAGGCCCCCACCCUGGAGCUGCUUCAGAAUCCAAAAGAAGUGUUGACCAGGAGUGAGAUCCAGGAUAUGAAUUAUUCUCUUGAAGCUGUAAAGGUGAAGACAGUGUGCCAGAUACCAUUGAUGAAGGAAAUGCUAAAGCAGUUCCAAGUGGCUGUAAACCUAGCUGAAGACACAGCUCAUCCCAAACUCGUCUUCUCCCAGGAAGGGAGAUACGUGAAAAAUACAGCAUCAGCCAGUUCUUGGCCAGUGUUUUCUACAGCAUGGAACUACUUCGCUGGAUGGAGAAAUCCUCAGAAGACCGCUUAUGUAGAGAGAUUUCAGCACUUACCCUGUGUUCUGGGAAAAAACGUUUUCACCUCAGGGAAACAUUACUGGGAAGUUGAGAGAAGAGAUAGUCUGGAGGUUGCCGUUGGGGUGUGUCGGGAGGAUGUCAUGGGAAUUACUGAUCGUUCAACAAUGUCCCCAGAUGUGGGCAUCUGGGCAAUUUAUUGGAGUGCUGCUGGCUAUUGGCCCUUGACAGGCUUCCCUGGAACUCCCACCCAGCAAGAGCCAGCUCUCCACCGAGUGGGGGUUUACCUGGAUCGUGGGACUGGGAAUGUCUCCUUCUACAGCGCUGUGGACGGAGUGCACCUGCACACCUUUGCUUGUUCUUCUGUCUCACGCCUCCGGCCAUUUUUUUGGUUGAGUCCAUUAGCAUCUUUAGUCAUUCCACCAGUGACUGACAGGAAAUGAGGCUUUUCUUCCCCUGACCAAAACUCCUUCCCUGUAGUCCAGCUCAGGGACACACAUCCCCGGGCCCUCUUCUGCCCUUCAUGUCUCUAUCCUGGAUCGUCCAUCUUCUGGGUCUCCCUAAUGGAACCAUUUGGUAUCUGCCCUUUGUGUGCUUCACAAGAGGCAGUCCCGUGGGAGGUGGUUCUGGCCAAUGGAGAUGGGACAGGAAAUUUUCCAAGGUGCUUUUGGGAAAUCUUUUUGUAGGUUUUAAAGAGAUGUGCGGGGAAGACAUAUGGAUGUUAGCAGCCAUAUUGGAACUCAGAACACAGGAAUGGUGGAAAGGUAGAAGAAACAUAGUUUUUGUUGCCAUUGUGAAAUUGUUGAAAUUUCCUUAAUCCUGAGCUUCUUAUAUGAGAUAAUUAUGCCCUUAUUGUCUAAGACAAUUUUAGUUGUAUUUGGUUACUUGCAGCCUGAAGUACCCUAACUGGCACUAAAGGGACAUAGUGUGAACAUCCCACAGUAUAGGCUUAUGUCAUGUUUGUGAAAUUUGACAAAGGCAUAGAAUCUUUUUCUAUCCAGUCAGGCAUUGCCUGUUCUUUCCAGUAAGUACUGAUUCCCCCACUUUUCUGUCUUAGAAAAUUGUGGGAAUCCCCCCUCACUCUGCCCAUGUUGCAUUCUCUCUCUUCCCAACCAUGUCUCUGCCCUCAGCUAUUAACUGUACUGUGUAUUUGUCAAGUUCCUAUAUUGUAUGUACAGGGUUAUUCAUGUCAUCAUGAGAAUGUUGGAACGCUUGUUAAGUACUUACCUUUUGCUAGCCUCUUCAUAUGCUGUUGCAUAUGAUUCUCAUCACAACUCAGUGAGAUGGAAAGUAAAAUCCUAUUUGUACAAAUGAGAAAACCGAACUCUUUAGAGUAACUAGCUCAGUAUUGGCUAACUGGUAAAUGGCAGUGUUGGGACUAAAAUCCAGAUUUGUCUGAGAUGAAAGCCCAUGCUCUUAUCUACUCUCCGUUUAUUCGGAAGCAUUUAUUGGAUGUUGAUCUUUGUUUCAGGUUUUGAUUUUGUUACAUGUUUUUUUAUACUGUGUGUAUUUUCCUCACUCUACCCUUCUGCUCUAGAUUGUCUGGACUCAGGAGAUUGUAGCAGUUACUGGAUAGUUAUUUUUAAGAUAAUGUUUGCUUUUCUCUGUUCAUAUAAGUCAUGUGUACUUACUGUAGAAAGUUUGUAAGAUACAAAAAGUAUAAAAAUUAAAGUUAUGCACUACUAACAUUUUAUUUUCUCCCAGAUUUUCAAUAAAGACUUUCAGGCAACAAUUUAACAAGGAUUUUAUUUUAACUUAUAUUUUAGUUUAAGGGGAACACGUGCAGGUUUGUUCUGUAGAUCAAUUGCAUGUCACAGGGGUUUGGUGUACAUAUUAUUUCCUUACCCAGCUAAUAAGCAUAGUACCCAAUAGGUACUUUUUUGAUACCCUACCCUCCUCCACCCUCUACCCUCAAGUAGUCCCUGGUGUCUAUUGUUCCCUUUUUUGUGUCCAUGGGUACUCAAUGUUUAGCUCCCCUUAUAAGUGAGAACAUGUGAUGUUUGGUUUUCUGUUCAUGUGUUGGUUUGCUUAGGAUAAUGGCCUCCAACUCCAUCCAUGUUGCUGCAAAGACAUGAUCUCAUUCUUUUUUUAUGACUGCAUAGUAUUCCGUGGUAUAGAUGUACUACAUUUUCUUUAUCCAGUCUAUCGUUGAUGCGCAUUUAGGUUGAUUCCAUGUCUUUGCUAGUGUGAAUAGUGCUUCAGUGAAUGUAUCCACGCA
Molecule: messenger RNA, 3493 nt
Organism: Cercocebus atys (sooty mangabey)
Lineage: Eukaryota; Metazoa; Chordata; Mammalia; Primates; Cercopithecidae
Gene: TRIM4
Product: tripartite motif containing 4
Exons: 6
Coding region: 294-1718 (474 amino acids)
Molecular function (GO): protein binding; zinc ion binding
Source: RefSeq, a predicted model, not a curated record